AGUUGUUCGUUUUCAUGUAGUUCGAAUGGCUUUGUGAACAUUACUGUGGAGCGUAAACGAAAGUGACUGUGAAGUUUGUGUGUCCGAUGUCUAGACUGUCAGUGGUUUCUACUGAGGUGGAUCCCCCUACUAAGAGGCGCAAAAUUGACUCUAAAUAUACAGCUGUUGUAAAAACUGUUUCAAGUGAUACGAACAUGGCGGUGAACGGAGUUAACGGUGUUGCAGAAAUAGAUGAGGGGCUAUAUUCCAGACAGCUCUAUGUCUUGGGACACGAAGCAAUGCGUCGUAUGGCUACAUCAGACGUUCUCAUUUCAGGACUUGGUGGUUUGGGCGUUGAAAUUGCGAAGAAUGUAAUUUUAGGCGGCGUUAAAUCUGUGACGUUGCAUGACACUGUUGCUUGUGAAAUAGCAGAUUUGAAUUCACAGUUUUACCUUACUGAAGAAGAUAUUGGCAAAAAUAGGGCUGAAGCGUGUCACAGUCAGCUGGCAGCCCUUAAUAACUAUGUUCCUACCAGUGUCCACACAGAUAGCUUGACAGAGAGUUUCAUUAAGCAAUUUAAAGUGGUUGUUUUGACAGAAAGCACGCUAGAAGAGCAGCUGCGAGUUUCAGAAGUCACUCACUCCAAUGAUAUUGCUCUAAUCGUGGCAGAUGUGCGUGGUUUAUUUACACAAGUGUUUUGUGAUUUUGGUGAAAACUUUACAGUCGUUGACGUGAAUGGUGAAAGCCCUGUGUCGGCUAUGAUUGCGAGUAUUUCCAAGGAUGCAGAAGGAUUGGUGGCUUGCGUGGACGACGCACGUCAUGGCUUCGAAGACGGCGACUUCGUGAAGUUCUCGGAGAUCGAAGGUAUGACAGAACUGAAUACUUGUGAACCACGAAAAAUACGUGUCCUUGGACCAUACACUUUCUCAAUUGGUGAUACAAGUAAUUUCAGCGAUUAUAUCCAUGGUGGAAUUGUUACCCAAGUAAAGAUGCCAAAAACUGUGAACUUUAAACCGUUGAAUGAGUCUCUGAAGAGUCCAGAAUUCGUUGUGACAGACUGGGCAAAAUUUGAUCGAGCAAUGCAGAUUCAUUUGGCGUUCUUGGCACUCCAUGAAUUUGUUAAACAACACAAAAAGUUUCCCCGAGCGUGGAACUCGGAGGAUUCUGAAGAAUUUUUAACAUUGGCAGAGAAAAUAAGGGAAGAUAAUGCAAUUGACACUGAAUUGCAAGUUGACAUCCUUUCCUUAUUUUCAAAAAUUUGCAGGGGAGAUGUAGCCCCACUUGAUGCUGCUAUAGGUGGCAUUGUUGCACAGGAAGUCAUGAAAGCAUGCAGUGGAAAAUUUAACCCAAUUUUUCAGUGGUUAUAUUUUGAUGCUGUGGAAUGUUUACCUCUUGAUUUGUCUGACAUGACUGAAGACUGCUGUGCUCCAUUGGGCAGUCGACAUGAUAGACAGAUAGCGGUGUUCGGGAAAGAUUUCCAAGAUCGUUUAGGUAAAUUGAAGUACUUCAUAGUCGGUGCCGGAGCGAUAGGGUGCGAACUGCUGAAAAACUUCGCGAUGAUGGGUGUUGGCACCAAGGAUGAUGGGAAACUUAUAGUUACAGAUAUGGAUUUGAUUGAAAAGUCCAAUCUGAAUAGACAAUUCUUGUUCAGAUCUACAGAUGUGCAAAAACCAAAAUCGGCGGUAGCCGCACGUGCUGUUAAGAUCAUGAAUCCAGCUUUAAAUAUAAUUGCUUAUGAAACAAGGGUUGGUCUUGAAACUGAAAAAAUAUACGACGACAAAUUUUUUGAAGAAUUGGACGGUGUUGCAAAUGCUCUGGAUAAUAUUGAUGCUCGUAUUUAUGUAGAUCGCCGUUGUGUUUACUACAGAAAGCCUCUGCUCGAAUCGGGCACAUUAGGUACUAAGGGUAAUACACAAGUGGUUGUGCCAUUUCUGACAGAAUCAUACAGUUCAUCUCAAGAUCCGCCAGAAAAGAGCAUUCCAAUUUGUACGCUAAAAAAUUUUCCAAAUGCAAUUGAGCAUACAUUACAGUGGGCUCGUGAUGUAUUUGAAGGUCUCUUUUGCCACAGUGCUCAGAAUGCUGCUAAGUAUUUGGAAGAUCCAUCAUUUGCUGAAAAGAUGCUGAAAUUACCAGGUGUUCAGCCAGUAGAGGUAUUGGAGUCGGUAAAACAAGCUCUUGUUGAUCAGCGCCCUUUUAGUUUUGAAGACUGUGUAAAGUGGGCCAGAUGCCAUUGGCAGGAGCAGUACAACAAUCAAAUACGCCAGCUACUCUUCAAUUUUCCACCAGAUCAGUUGACCUCCACUGGACAACCAUUCUGGUCUGGACCUAAACGUCGGCCAGAACCUUUAGAAUUUUCUGUUGAUGAUCCAUUACAUUUGGAUUAUAUUAUUGCUGCCGCUAAUCUGAAAGCUGAAGUGUAUGGUAUACCUCAAAACAGAGAUCGUGGAGCUAUAGCAAGUAUUGUGGAGACUGUAGAGGUACCUGAAUUUGUUCCAAAGUCUGGGGUUAAAAUAGCUGUAAAUGAUUCUCAGGUUCUGUUAGCAGAGGCUUCUGGUAAUGGGGCUGUUGAUCAUGAUCGAGUUAACUCUUUGAUGAAGGCACUGCCAACUUGGGAGAAUCUUGAAGAACUUACUAUAAAGCCACUAGAGUUUGAAAAGGAUGAUGACACCAAUUUCCACAUGGACUUUAUUGUGGCAGCUUCAAAUCUUAGGGCUCUAAACUACAGAAUUCCGCUUGCUGAUCGCCAUAAAAGCAAGCUCAUAGCAGGCAAAAUAAUUCCUGCCAUUGCCACUACUACUUCAGUUGUGGCUGGUUUUAUUUGUCUUGAACUAUACAAACUGACCCAGGGUUUCAAAGUAUUAAAUCGCUACAAAAAUGGAUUUAUUAAUUUGGCUUUGCCCCUCUUUGCAUUUUCAGAGCCUAUUGCUGCACCAACAAUGAAAUAUUAUGAUAAUGAAUGGAGUCUGUGGGAUCGUUUUGAAGUUUCCGGUGAACUAACCCUUCAAGAAUUUCUUAAUUACUUUAAAGAGAACCAUAAGUUGGAAAUUACAAUGCUAUCUCAAGGAGUCUGUAUGUUGUAUUCAUUCUUUAUGCCAAAAGCAAAAGCUUUAGAGCGAAUGUCUCUUCCUAUGUCAGAAAUUGUUAAAAAGGUGUCGAAGAAGAAGUUGGAACCCCAUGUUAGGGCUUUGGUUUUCGAGUUGUGCUGCAAUGAUGAUGAGGGUAAUGACAUUGAGGUACCAUAUGUUCGGUACACUCUCCCAUGACGGCAUUAAUUCAGUGUCAUGCUUUACAGUAUUAAAAUUUUAAGCCCUCCUCUAAUUUUAUAUGCUUAUUGUGCUCUGAAGUUCAUGCAGUUAUUGUUCAGGGGGGUUUCCCAUAAGGGGAACAGUUUCGUUGUUAAUCCUUAUGAAAUUUUAUGUCAUCUUUGUGUUUCUUGGCAAUGUCUGUAGGUUUUUGUUAAUACGGUGAGUGAGUGACUGUGUGUGUGUGUGUGUGUGUGUGUGUGUGUGUGUGUGUGUGUGUGUGUGUUUUAGAAUUUUUAAUUUAUUGCCACCAUAUCUUUUAUCAGAACAGUUUCUAGUCUUGAUCUCAGUAUUGAAAUUUUAAGAUAAACAUCCAGUUUUAUAAGUCCAAAGGACAAAAUAUUAUGGAAGUGAAGUACUUACUUUUUUAUGUUUUGUAGUUUCUUGCUAUGUUUAAUUAUGUGGUGAUAUUUUUAAUGUUUAAUUAAAUUUCAUGCAAAACUUGCUACUUAUAUCCUGCAAGGUUAAGGGAUUAGCCCUUUAUUGUAUAUUGUGCAUCAGUAUUUAAUAUUUUGUGAUAUUGUCUUCCUAGACUAGGCCUAUGUAACUGCAAUGCUGAAAUAUUAAUUUUGGUUUAACGUUUAGAUUUGUUUUACCGUCUUCAGUGGAAAUAAUGCUUAGCUUAUACAUUUUGGUUGUAAUUUGUUGGAAGGCUUUUGAUCUCUACAUGCUUCACUUCAAAAUUGUGGUGCUCAUAUCUUAAGACAUCCUAUUCAUAUUUAUUUUUCUGUUAAGAUUAUCACAUAUUUUUAAAUACUUCAAAUUCUGAAGUGUAGUACAAAUGUGAAAGUCUGAAACAGUUCUGAAAGAUACAUUACCACUUGUAUACAUUGUUGACCACCCACAACUGCAGUAUUAUGUGGUAUUGUUGCUGGAGCAAUUUUAUUUAUCUAAAGAUUUAAAUAGCUAGUCAAGUCUUGCAGUGUUUCUCAUUCCUAGGAUACUGUACUCAGUGCUGUAUUUAAAAUGCUCAUUUUUAACAAAACAUUUGAUAUCUUAGUACUUGUGAAACUACAAAGUUGAAUGGCACAAUUUUUCACUAAUGCAUUUUUGAAGCUUGCUAAUGUGUGUACAUCAACAUACUCUUCAGAAGUGAUAAAAAAAAUACAAAAGUUCUCAUGUAAUAUAGUUUCUUACACUCCACACUGGUGUGCAGUUGUAAAAUACUGCCUCUAUUUUGUUAAUGAUUGAAAGAUACCAAGUGCUUUGCAAAUGACGUAUGCAGAUAUUUUCUGUGUAGAGUCCAGCUGUUUCAUGGCCUUCAGUUUAAUGCCUACAUUGGAAUGAAAAUUCUUGAAAAUCUUCAGCACUGUAUGUAAUGAGAACCUUGGUAUAUAAGCUUAGAUACUGAAUAAAUAGAUUCAUUGGAUCAAGCAAAUGAUCAGUUCAGUUGAAAUCAGAUGAUUGGUAAUAUAGGGAAACUUUGAGAUAACAUUUUACAUAAUGUGUUGAAUAUUUAGAUGUGGUGAUGCAUAUUAUUUUCAUACAGAAAUGUAUAAAUUGUGAAAUUUCUAAAGGCUAUACUUGAAUAACUGCUGACUUGUGAAGAGCAUCAUUUUUGUCAAUAACAGAACAUAUUUUAAAUGCAAUUUUGCAUAUUGUGCAGUACUUUCUGGCUGGGAUUUUUAUUUAGGCACAGUGUUAGGAAAAAUAUAUUUUCAUGAAAUUCAUUUUUUCUUUUUUAAUUAUAAUAGCACUGAAACUUAAUGAAGUUUGAUUACAGAAUGAAACAUUCACUCUGGAAGCAUCACAUAGUGCUAAAUUACCUAUGUGAGAAAGGGUCAAAAACUAAAAUUUUUUGGCAUAUGUGGGAGACUGACGGUUCGCUGGGCUUAUUGAUAGUGCACAUAUUCAACUGCCUGUGAUGAUGCCAUUCCUAAUAUAUGUGCAUUUUCAAAAUGUGCAGCUGUUGCAUACAGUUUUUGUAUCACUGCAACACUGUUUUAGAAGUUUUAAAGCAUCUCUUUCUGUGUGCAUUUUGUAUUAAUAUUGUUUUUUAUUUUUUAUCAGUCUUGUUGAAUAUCUGUGCUGUGUCCAUAUUUUUUUUAUUUGACAUGGUAGUGUGUUCUGUGAGCAAAUUGUUUAGUGCUCUAUGAGAACAGCAUAGGAAUAUUGAAUGUAAUGUUUAUGCUCACAUAAAUUUUGUUUUUAAUGGGGAUGCAUUUUUGUUGUCAGUCCUGGCUUUGUAUAUCAAAGAAGUAUGUGUAAUGUGUCCUUAGAAUUGGGUAAAAUGGUAUCUGUACUACCUUUUUGAACUGUGUGUUUCACAUGUAGACAGAAUUGUGCAUCUGAUUGUCCUGCAUGAUUUACUGUAUUGGGUGCACUAAAAUAAAUCUUAUUUAAUCAUUUA
This is a messenger RNA of Schistocerca serialis cubense, 5631 nucleotides long. RefSeq names its product ubiquitin-like modifier-activating enzyme 1. The transcript has a single exon. Gene Ontology annotation, cellular component: cytoplasm; SUMO activating enzyme complex. NCBI's taxonomy places the organism in Eukaryota, Metazoa, Arthropoda, Insecta, Orthoptera, Acrididae. The coding region runs from base 87 to 3242 and encodes 1051 amino acids. Gene Ontology annotation, biological process: protein sumoylation. The record is from RefSeq and is a predicted model, not a curated record. Gene Ontology annotation, molecular function: SUMO activating enzyme activity.